Molecule: messenger RNA, 1001 nt
Organism: Dendronephthya gigantea
Lineage: Eukaryota; Metazoa; Cnidaria; Anthozoa; Malacalcyonacea; Nephtheidae
Product: RNA-binding protein 8A-like
Exons: 6
Coding region: 8-502 (164 amino acids)
Biological process (GO): RNA splicing
Cellular component (GO): cytoplasm; nucleus; exon-exon junction complex
Molecular function (GO): mRNA binding
Source: RefSeq, a predicted model, not a curated record
UCUCAAGAUGGCGGAAACAGACGUUUUAGAAGUCGAAGUUGAUGAUCGCGCUGAUUUCACAGAAGAUGCUGGGGAAGAGGGUCUAAAGAACCUUAAGAAAGGUGUCACAAAGAGGAAGGGAAGAGGCUUCAAAGAUGAUCAAAAUCCUUCGUUGAAUGAACCAUAUGAAUCGGUUGAUGCUGAUGAUAGCAAUAAUACUGGACCUCAGAGAUCGGUUGAAGGGUGGAUCUUGUUCAUAACCAAUGUCCACGAAGAAGCACAAGAAGACGACAUAUAUGACCUGUUUGCAGAGCAUGGAGAAAUUAAGAACCUCCACGCCAACCUUGACCGACGAACUGGAUUCAUGAAGGGUUAUGCCUUGGUUGAAUACGAAACUUUCAAAGAGGCUCAGGCCGCCAGGGAUGCCCUAAACGGAGCUGACCUUCUUGAGCAAAAGAUAUCAGUUGACUGGUCAUUUGUUCGAGGUGCCUCAAAAAAGUCCAGAACAGGCCGUCGGAGAUAGAUUCCGUGCCAUCCCUCACAUGUCAAUAACCAUUAAACCCUAACUCUUAACAGUUGAGUAGUCAACUUGAACACAUCAAUGGCUGAUUGAUGGUUUGUAAAUCAACUUUUAAACACAUGCAGUGACCUAUUUUACAUGGAACACAAGGCAGAUUAAUUUGUAAAUGUUCAUAUGCAUGGCAUUAAAGAAAACCUGUAAAGUUCAUGACUGUAAUUACUUAUCCUAUUAAGUUUCAUUUCAUUUUUUAAUUUUCUUGCCUUGAAAACUUUGCACUCUGUCAGUACAGAAAAUCCCCAAAAUAUGGGGUAAGAUAUAGCUUUGGAAUAUAGCACCUCGAUAAGCUAGUUCCAGAUUGUUGCCAAACACAACAUUAUGUAUGGGCAAAAUUUUAUAGGCUGCAUACAAACACUCAAACAAGAAAAACUAAGCUAAAGUAGGUACCUACUUGGGUAGAAAUAAUCCAAAAUAGACAAACACUGUUGACCAUAAAUUCACUAUU